UCCAUUGCAUUACACUUUCUCUCUCUCUAUCUCUCUCACUUAUCUUCGAUCACCUUUAUUCGUCUUUUAUUAACCAUGGAUAUCAAAGACGAAGAAUCUGCUCCCUCUUCCAAGAAAGCCUCCAAGAAACCUAUAUAUACACAAUUUUCACAGCAAGACCUUCCUGCAUGGAAACCAAUUCUAACACCUGGAUGGGUCAUUGCCACAUUUUCUGUCGUCGGAAUCCUCUACAUCCCUAUUGGUCUUCUAACAUUGUUUGCAUCAGAGAGUGUGGAGGAAGCUAUAUUCCGAUAUGAUGAUAGAUGCCUUCCUCCCUCAUAUGCUCACAAUGCAAAUUCAUAUAUUCAAAGCGAUGACACCAACAAGACCUGCACCAUCAAAUGGACUGUUGAGCAUGAAAUGGAAGCUCCUAUUUAUAUCUAUUAUCAGCUUGACAACUACUACCAGAACCAUCGCAGAUAUGUUAAGAGUAGAAACGACAUGCAACUGCGGAAUAAGGCAGCUGAAGGAGAUUUAGGCAAUUGUUUUCCCGAAGACAAGACCACAGAUACUAAUCAGCCAAUUGUUCCCUGUGGCCUCAUUGCAUGGAGUCUCUUCAAUGACACAUACAGAUUUUUAACCAGCAACAAAGACUUGACAGUCAACAAAAAGAACAUUGCAUGGGGGAGUGACCAAAGGUCCAAAUUUGGCUCUAAUGUUUAUCCCAAAAAUUUUCAGAGCAGAGAUUUGAUUGGCGGUGCAAAACUCAAUGAGAGUAUACCCUUGAGUCAGCAAGAGGAUCUUAUCGUUUGGAUGCGAUCGGCAGCACUACCCACAUUCAGAAAACUGUAUGGGAAGAUAGAGACUGACCUUGAAAUGAAUGAUGAGAUAGAAAUAGUAAUAGAAAAUAAUUAUAACACAUACUUGUUUGGAGGCAGAAAGAGGCUGGUUUUUUCAACCACAACUUUGAUUGGAGGAAAAAAUCCCUUCGUAGGGACGGCAUACCUUAUCGUUGGAGGCCUAUCCUUGUUCUGUGCUAUAACUUUCAUACUUCUGUAUGUCAUCAAGCCAAGACCUCUUGGGGAUCCGUCUUACUUGUCUUGGAACAGAAAUCCGGGUGGAAUCAAAUGACAAGUAUGAUUCCCGCCUUUUGAAUUUGACAAUUCUCUAUCUUCCACUUCUUCGUGUGGCAAGGCUUGUUUUGUUGCUCUUGACUACCGGAACAACUUGAAACUCGAGUAUAGAUAAACGUUUCUCUUUCUUUUUAUAAUUUGGUUCUGUUCCUCUUCCUCUUGUUGAAAACCAGAGUUACAGAUAAACAAGAUUUGGGUAAUAAGCACGGCUCCUGAAACAAGUUUUUUCUUCACAAA
Molecule: messenger RNA, 1349 nt
Organism: Cajanus cajan (pigeon pea)
Lineage: Eukaryota; Viridiplantae; Streptophyta; Magnoliopsida; Fabales; Fabaceae
Product: putative ALA-interacting subunit 4
Cellular component (GO): endoplasmic reticulum; plasma membrane; Golgi apparatus
Source: RefSeq, a predicted model, not a curated record